AUGGAGAAUAGACCAACUAUUUUAAAUGAAGUCGAUGGCUUAGAUACAAAUCUCAAUGUUCUCAUGUCAGUGAAGGAAAGCCAUGUGGAUGCAAAAGACUGUAUGGUGCAUAGUUACACAAAUAACUUCAAUGCCUUCGCUGCGAAGCUUACUGAGGCGGAGGCCAAAACAUUGUCAGAGAGGGGGGAUGUGCAGCAUGUGAUUCCAAAUAGAUACAGAAAGCUACAAACAACACGAUCUUGGGACUUCCUUGGAUUUCCUAUCAAUGCAAAGAGGAAGACAAGACAGGAGAGUGACAUUAUUGUUGGCCUAUUUGAUACUGGAAUUACUCCAACGGCUGAUAGCUUUAAAGAUGAUGGGUAUGGUCCUCCACCCAAAAAAUGGAAAGGCACAUGUGACCAUUUUGCCAAUUUCAGUGGCUGCAACAAUAAACUCAUCGGAGCAAGAUAUUUCAAACUUGAUGGCAUCACCGAGCCCUUCGACAUUUUGUCGCCCGUAGACGUUAACGGUCAUGGCACACACACAUCGUCAACAGCGACCGGCAAUGUAAUCACUGGAGCCAACCUCUCUGGCCUGGCUCAAGGAACUGCCCCUGGCGGUGUGCCAUCGGCCAGACUAGCCAUGUACAAGGUUUGCUGGAUGAGCAACGGAUGCUCCGAUAUGGAUCUUCUGGCUGCCUUCGACGCCGCCAUACAGGAUGGUGUCGAUGUCAUUUCAAUAUCGAUUGCUGGCAUUGGAUAUGGCAAUUACACUGACGACCCGAUCUCUAUCGGUGCAUUUCAUGCCAUGAAGAAGGGCAUCAUCACUGUGACGGCCGCCGGGAACAAUGGCCCGAGUGCCGGCACUGUUGUGAACCACGCGCCGUGGAUCUUGACGGUUGCUGCCAGUUCAAUUGAUCGGAGAUUUAUCAGCCCAGUCGAGUUGGGCAACGGGAAGAACAUCUCUGGGGUAGGAAUAAACUUAUUCAAUCCAGAGAAAAAAAUGUACAAAUUAGUGAGUGGAGAAGAUGUGGCAAAGAACAUAGAGGGCAAAGAUAAUGCAAUGUAUUGUGAAGACAAGUCACUUGAUCCAAGCAAGGUGAAAGACAGUCUUGUGUUUUGCAAAUUGAUGACAUGGGGAGCUGAUUCUACUGUCAAAUCAAUUGGUGCUGCUGGUGCUAUCCUUCAAAGUGAUCAGUUUCUUGACAAUACUGAUAUCUUCAUGGCCCCUUCCGCUUUGGUUAGUAGCUUUGUUGGAGCUACUAUUGACGCCUACAUCCACUCCACAAGGUCAAAUCUCUUAGUUACAUUAUGUUUCUACUCAAUUUUGUUCUUCAGAACACCAACAGCAGUAAUAUACAAAACAAGACAACACAGAGCAGCAGCUCCAAUUAUCGCUCCCUUCUCAUCCAGAGGCCCAAAUCCAGGCUCCACCCACAUUCUAAAGCCGGACAUAGCAGCACCAGGAGUCAACAUAUUGGCGGGUUACACGCCAUUGAAGUCAUUGACGGGGCUGAAAGGUGACACUCAAUUCUCUAAAUUCACACUCAUGUCUGGCACUUCCAUGGCUUGUCCCCACGUUGCCGCUGCCGCCGCCUAUGUCAAAUCUUUCCACCCUCUUUGGUCUCCGGCUGCCAUUAGAUCCGCCUUGCUUACUACCGCGAAACCAAUUAGUCGACGUGGGAACCCUGACGGAGAAUUCGGAUAUGGUGCCGGCAACCUUAAUCCACGUAAAGCCAAAAACCCUGGCCUAAUCUACGACCUCAAUGAGAUGUCAUACAUUCAAUUCCUUUGUAGGGAAGGUUACAGUGGAUCUUCAAUUAUCAUCCUCACUGGAACCAAAUCCAUCAAUUGCGCCACAAUAAUCCCUGGCGAAGGCUAUGACUCUCUCAAUUACCCAACCUUUCAACUCAGCCUCCAAAGCUCCCGAGAACCGACGACCGCCGUGUUCUGGCGGGAAGUGACCAAUGUCGGCAAGCCUGUUUCAGUUUACAAUGCCACGGUCAGGGCUCCCCCUGGGGUAGAGAUCACGGUAGAGCCUGCGACUUUGUCGUUCUCCUACCUACAUCAAAAGGAGAGGUUUAAGGUUGUUGUGAAGGCCAAUCCUUUACCGGCGAACAAAAUGGUAUCGGGUUCGAUCACUUGGUUUGAUCCUCGAUAUGUUGUGAGGAGUCCGGUUGUUGUUUAUAGUCCGUCGGGAUGAACAUUGAUGAGGGAUUGAUUAUUAAUGUGUUCAAUGUAUUAAUA
Cucumis sativus (cucumber) is the source of this 2225-nucleotide messenger RNA. RefSeq names its product subtilisin-like protease SBT4.14. Lineage: Eukaryota; Viridiplantae; Streptophyta; Magnoliopsida; Cucurbitales; Cucurbitaceae. Gene Ontology annotation, biological process: proteolysis. Gene Ontology annotation, molecular function: serine-type endopeptidase activity. Bases 1 to 2181 code for a protein of 726 amino acids. The record is from RefSeq and is a predicted model, not a curated record. The transcript is spliced from 9 exons.